This is a messenger RNA of Caretta caretta (loggerhead turtle), 3738 nucleotides long. RefSeq lists its product as uncharacterized. Gene Ontology annotation, molecular function: RNA binding. Lineage: Eukaryota; Metazoa; Chordata; Testudines; Cheloniidae. The record is from RefSeq and is a predicted model, not a curated record. Gene Ontology annotation, cellular component: nucleus.
GCCGCCGCCUCGGAGAUGGUUUGCUUCGCGCGUCGCGCUCCCCCCCCGUCACCGCGAGAGGCGAUGGUACAUUCCGCGGGCGCAGCCCUCAGUCCCGACGUCCGUUGGCGGCCGGGGCAGGAGCGGCGGCGAGCCGAGCGCGUGCGGGUGCCGCGCGCCCAGACCCCCCAGCUGCCGCGGGCCCUGCCCGGGGGCAUGACUCUGUUCGGCAGCGAGGACGGGUGCUGGAGGUAUUUGGACAUGGCCAGAGAACCCAAGCCGAGCCGAGCCAGGCCUGGACAGAAGCGGCAGCAUGGCGGCACCCUGUACCACAGUAACUGUGACCUGGACUAUGAGCUCUACAGGGACGAUUUCCCGUACAGGGUGUACGAGUACCAGAAGAUCCCGCCCCUUAUCAAUCGCAUUCCAGUCAAGACCAGACGAGCCCAUGUGGGGGCAGGUGGCAAGAGCAGCCUGAUCCCCCACCCGGGGCCAAGAGGCAGCGGCAACGCAGCACUGGGUCGGACUAAGCUGCGUGCUGAAGAGCUGCAUUCCAUCAAGGGAGAGCUGAGCCAGAUCAAAGCCCAGGUGGACAGUUUGCUGGAGAGUCUGGAUCGGAUGGACCAGCGGCGGGAGCGGCUGCCUGGGGAGAGAGGCUCCAAGGAGGGUGAGAAGAAGAAGAAGGCUCAAGCGAGCGAAGAGCCCUCGUACCCAGUGGGGGACUCACUGCGGGAGCCACAAGGGAAGGAGACCCCAGCUGCUGACGCGCAGAGCGACCUGAGGGACAUCGACAGUGAGGAGGAGAGCACAGACACCGAGGAGACGAUGAAAAACCACACGUCAGACCCGGAGGGCAGCCAGUAAACGGACUGGGACACCACAGCCUUCCCCAGGUUGGCUAGCAUUUCCUUUCCUGUGUUUGUAUUUCUUUCAAGGCCGCCAGCUGGUGCCACCCAUGACAUGAGUGUACCUGGUCUCAGCGCUAGUGCAACAAAGCCGUGUCCCACGCCACCUGAACUAGCGCCUCAUCAUUUCCACCAGCACGAGACCCCCACCUUGCUGAGGGAAAUCUCUGUGUUACGAUUGUUCCUUUUAGCAGUGGAGGAAAAAAAUGUAGGGGAAGGGCAGGUAGAAAGCCCCUGAGGAGCUAGACUGUCUGGACCCUGGUGGUGUAUUUAAGAACCAUGUAGAAAUCCCGGCAGCCCUCGCUUUGUCCGCAAACUGCACUGUUGGAACAAGAGGGUUUGUUGUUCUGUUGGCUCCCAGGCCAUGCCAUUGCUGUACGCAGCCAUGGACCACGCAAAGGACUGCUGUCUCCCACUGCAAGGCUUCCCGCUCCCAGACCCACGGUACCCCUCUCCUACUGAGAGGACUUGCUGUCUAGCUAAGGCCAUGUGCAGCAUGGGUGCAGGACGGAGCUCCUGUCAUCCGUUUUUCCUGUGUGCCUCAUUGUGGAUUCUUGCCCCGCUUCUGGGCCUUGAUUGGUUGAGAGACGCAUGGCGCGACAGGAAAAACACCACAGUUUUGGCCACUCUGCUUGAAUGCUGGCUUCAUCCGGCACCGAACAGGGACCUCCUGGGGACCCUUCCCAUCGCCUCUCUGCAUGCCCCACGUCCCUGAGCCCUCAGUGAACCUUGCAAUGAAGCAUGCCUAGAAAGAGCCAAAAAUGCCAUCCGCUAACGGGCACAGCAGGCCCAAGUCAACAUUUAAGGCCCCAUGUUCUCUGCACCAUGUCGUUCAGAGCAGGAUUUCCAUGCCUUGAGCGGGAUGGUCAGUUUCUGGCAGUACUGAAGAGCAAGCAGGGAAGCAGCAGGCAUUUAUUCCUGCCUCAGUCAGUGCCUAGCACAGGCUGCAGGGUGCUGACCUGCAGAGGAGCUUUUCAGACAAAACGCUCCAGGACUAGACUUGCUGCGACCUUGUGGUGCUCAUGGAAAUCUCACAGAUGCAGAGCUCUGAUGGGACAGAAUUAGAUGGUCAGCUACAGCUCAUACCCUGGGGUCCAUCCACAUCCCCAGCGUUCAGCCCCCCAGCCAAGGCUGCAGCAUCUGUCAGAAUUGCUGCUCACUCUGCAGAAGCAUAGCUGUUAACCAAGGGGGAUCCCUUCCCAGCAGGGCUGCUAGAGUAACAGACGUUCCCCCUUCUGUGGAGUCACUAGGAAGCCACAGAGAGAGAAAUAUCAUUUCUAUGUGCCGGCCUUUUAGAGGCAGGCAGAGACAGACUCUCUGGCCUGGAGAUUUUACAUCUAAACCUCAAGGUUAGAGGACAGCACUGGGAGGCAGGUUUGAGCUCUACUCCCAGCUCUGACACUGGCCUGCUAGAUAACCUUGGCCAAGUCACUUCCGCCUCAGUUUCCCCAUCUGCGAAAGAGGGACAAUAUACAAACCACUGCACAGGUUCAUUGGGAGACUUCAUCUGUUGACCUGUACAUGAAAUAUUUGGACCUGGCCUUCAGCAGGAGAAAGGUGUAUUAACCUACGUAACAAUCCUAAUGUAAACACGGCAGUUGUUUUUAACCUGUCUUAUUAGGAGGGGUAUUUGUUUUAUAAGAGCAGCCAGGUGCUCUAGCUCCAGGACACCAAUGUGCGAAGUGCUGUACAAACAUAGAACAUAAAGAUGACCCGUGCCCCACAGAGCUCACCAGCCACGAGCUGGAGCCAGGCAAACGGGGGGCACAUGGAACCCAUGAGACCACACUGGUCAGCAGGACAGGCAGAGGGCUCAGCACUCCAGCAGCCUCAUUGAUUUUUGUCGGCAUUGCAGUAAAGGAAAGUUUUAAGGAAGGUUUGGAAGGUGGAUAAGGAGGCAGCUCCAGGGAUGCUUACGGGGCACACCUACCAAGUGGGAGAGGCAGCCUGGGGAAGCACAAAGGGGCUUGUUUGAAGAUGUAACAAGUGGGUGAUGGAGAGUAGCCUCAUGGUCUAGUCAGAGGCAGGAGCCAGCAUCUCAAUAGUGAACAAGAGAUGGUAGAUUGGGUGGGGACAGGAUGUGAAGAGCCCCACAAGUUAACACAAAGACUUCCAUUUGAUGCGAUAGAAAGGGAGGCUGGCCAUAGCAAACAUGAGGGGGAAGCCAGCAGUUCACAUUGGCCCGCUACAACUUGCCUUGUCUACACUCGGAUUUUAACACAGGUUAAAAAUACAGCUUGAUUCCUCGUGAAGCCACAGCCUUUGAGACCCACAAAUGGAAAGGGCUUCAAGCACUAGGUACAGCUUUACCACGUGGAUGCUGGUAACAGCCCAGGUCCUGCUUGCCCAGGCAGUGUGGCUGAGAAACCGCCAUCAAGCCAGUGCUCCUCUGUGGCUGUACAGAGCACCCCUAAAAAGCUGUAGCUGUUUGCAAACUGGAUAGCUGUGAUUUUCCGCUGGCUCAGAAAAGGUUUUUCCUUUAGUCUCACAUGGCUUCUAUAUACCAUGCUAUGUGAUAUGGUUCAUAGUCACUUACCAGGAAUUCCAUGAGCAGCUUUACCAGAAAUAAAAAAGGAGUGUGAUUAUUUUCCCAGCAGGCUAAUUCCUGCUAUGUGAACAAUGAUAUGCCCGUGCUUUGGGUUGUUUCACCUUCAUCCAAAGAACCUGCAUUCUUCCUCUGUCCUCAUACUACUGUGUUUUGGAACAAUUGUAGCUCAUUUCCAUGUCCCUCAUUUCUAGGUAGUCUCUCUCACGCUGGUAGGAAAUUGUGUCUGUAUUUCUAAUUUGCUCUGGAAAAAGAGUGUAUUUGUGUUGGAAGGAAAAAUAAUAAAUUUGUAUUUCUUUUCUCCGGUUA